GAUACUAGAGAUCCUGCGCGUAGUUUGGAAUGUACGGUACUCAACAGGGCGACUGCAUAUUUAUUAUAUUCUAUCGGUUUCAACAUAUGAUCACCAGUGUUACUUAUAAUGGUUGAAUAUUACUGAAUCUUGAUACAAGAUUUACUAAUUUGGGUGGAUUUUUGGAAAAUAAUCCUUAGUCUUGUAAAUCGACACAACAUAAAAUGAUAUGUCACCAUGAUUCAUGCAGUUCUACGAAUUAUAAAGAUUGAAAUGCACAUCUCAUAGAAUAUUCGAUUUUCAAUUCAUACAUUCGUUUCACUUAGCAAUUAUAUUCUAGGAUCAUUAGUAUUAUUUUGAAAAACGGAUAAAAAUUACCUGUGUUCAAGUACAAAUUUCAUAAUUAUGUAUUCAUACAUAUACCCAUAUAUAUAUGUUUAUUUAUGCACUAAUGCUUUAUGAAAGUAAAAAAUGAAUAAUGGACGAUUAUCAACAGUUAAAAAGUAAAUAUGAAAGAUUAUGUGUGGAGUUCAAAAAGCUUCGUACAAAGUACAAAACGUUGAAAGACAAUGAGAAUGAAUUGCACCAACAACUACAAGAGAAACUAUUACAAAAAGAUUUAUAUAUUGAAAAAUUAAAACAAGAAAUUGAACAAAUAAAAUUAAACAAUCAUAAUAUUUCUAUUAAUGGAAUUACAUAUGAAAAUUCAACUAAAUUAUCAUUAUUACUAAAUAAUAUUAACAAGGAUAAUAAUCAUUCAAGUCUUAUCGAUACUGUCAAUGUAAAUGAAGUGGCAAAGAAAUCUAUCAUUACUCAGGAAGUAAAUAAUAAUUUGCAUCAAACGACACUACCAGAUGCUUCUUAUGCACCUAUCCAUAUAACAAAACAUAAUUCAUUUCCCAUGGUAACUAAUGAUAAUUCAACAAAUUCGAUUCUAUCAUCUCCCACUGAUAUUUGUCAUAAUAUUAUUGUGGAUACCUAUAAUAAAUUAUCCAGUUUAAAUUUACUUCCAUCUAAAUCUUUAUUAUCAUCGUUAUCAUCAAAAUUACCAUCUUCAUCUUCAUCACCGUUUCUAUCUGAAGAUACAUUAAUGAUAACAAAUACAACAAUAACUAUUCCUGCAACUUCUACUCCAAAUACUGCUACUACUACUUCUACUUCUACUCCUAGUACUACUACUUCUGUUUCUACUCCCAGUACUACUACUAUUCCUAGUACUACUACUACUUCUACUCCUAGUACUUCUACUACUUCUGCUUCUACUCCUAGUACUACUACUACUUCUGCUUCUACUCCCAGUACUACUACUAUUCCUAGUACUACUACUUCUACUCCUAGUACUACUACUACUUCUACUUCUACUCCUAGUACUACUACUACUACUAAUUCUGCUUCUACUCCCAGUACUACUAUUCCUAGUACUACUACUACUUCUACUCCCAGUACUACUACUAUUCCUAGUACUACUACUUCUACUUCUACUCCUAGUACUACUACUACUUCUGCUUCUACUCCCAGUACUACUAAUUCUACUCCUAAUACUACUACUACUACUACUUCUACUUCUGCUACUAGUACUACUACUACUACUACCCUUAAUCUUCCAUCUUCCUAUGAUCAAGAUUGGACAUUCAUUGUAAAUACAGAAGAGAAAUUAAUUGAACAAUUUGUACAAUUAUUAAAUAAUUGGAUCAAUUCAAUGAAAACAAAUCAAAAUUUAUCAUUCAUAAAUAAAGAAAAAUUAGAUCAUAUUCUUAUGAAUCGUAUUACACAACUAGAAAGUCAAUUAUGUGAAAUUUCAUUACAAUAUCAAUUGGAACGUAAACGUCGAUUAAAAGAACAAUCAUCAGAAACAAAAGACGACGCUAAGCCUAUUGUUCACAAUAGUCAGGUGAGUGAUUCAAACGAUCCUGAGCAAUUAUCUAAUAGUAAUAAUGGAAAAUCUGAUGAAACUUCUAAUCCACAUAAAGUAAUAAUGAAACGUUUACAUAAAGCUAUUGAAGAAUCAAUUUAUUUCGCUUCAAGAGCUAAUCUCUUACAGGAUGAAUUAGAAUCUCUUAUCCCAUGGAUAUUACAACUUCUUCAUUUACAUCAAAAACAACAAUAUGAAAUAAAAACAAUGAAACAAUAUAAUGAACAAUUAAAACAACAAUUAGAAUUAAUUAAAAUAAAUACAAUUAAACAAAUUAAUGAAAUGGCUAAACAUAUAAAUAAUUUAACAGAAGAAUUACAAACAAUUCGAUUAAAUUCAUUCACAAAUUAUCAUUCUCAUAAUAGUUUUAAUAAAGAACAACAACAAUCAAAUUGUUUAUCACUUCAUUCAAAUGAUAAUCAAGUUAAGAAAAAUACAUUAUUUAAUGUAUUGAAAAAAUGAUCUGUUGUGUAUAUAUAUACCUUCCAUAUUGCCUCCAUUGAUUUUGCCAACUUAUGUAAUCAUCAUAAAUAUCAAUCAAAUUUCAAUUGAUUAUAUCCUAAUAUGUAUAUUAACUUAUAUCAUUAUGAUGAUUAGAUUUUCUUUUCUUUUUUCUGUUUAUUUCUUUUCUUAUCUCUAUUGUACUAUCUGUAAAAAGGGAUUGGAUUCAUUGUGUAUAUGUGUGUAGGUACUAUGAACCCCUAUUUUAUUGAUUAUUGAUUAUGUAACAUUAAGUUCUUUUUUUCUAUUGUUUUCAUUUAGAUAAACAAAUCAUUGUAUAAAAAAAACAACAACAGAUUUUUCCGUUUUUCUAUAAUCAUGUUUUUGAUUAACAAUAUUUAAAUAGUAUUAAGAGAGAGAGAGAGAGUGGGGGGACUUCUUUAAAAAAUUAAAAAAACACAUUUUUCUCGUUGCCAAGUUUUGUUUCUAUUUAAAAAUAUGAUUCUGAUAUGUAUUGAUUAGUAGGAUUAAUUUUGUUUAUCAUUUUUAUUCUAAAAAAUAUACGAUUUUU
Molecule: messenger RNA, 2903 nt
Organism: Schistosoma margrebowiei
Lineage: Eukaryota; Metazoa; Platyhelminthes; Trematoda; Strigeidida; Schistosomatidae
Source: the annotation of a GenBank genome assembly